Molecule: messenger RNA, 1202 nt
Organism: Bactrocera oleae (olive fruit fly)
Lineage: Eukaryota; Metazoa; Arthropoda; Insecta; Diptera; Tephritidae
Source: RefSeq, a predicted model, not a curated record
GAUUAGUGAGUAUUUGUCUGUGAGACCGGUGAGUGGAUUGUCGCACGAUUAUGCCUGCCCGCAAAGUACCGCAUAUUUUGAAGCUCUCCCCGCAGGAGCAGAAGGAGUUCGUCAACUCCUUCGAUGUAGUAAUGUGUGAUUGUGAUGGUGUUAUGUGGAUGGCAGCGUCACCUAUACCCAGGACGGGUGAAGCGGUGAAUGCGCUGAAGGCGGCUGGCAAGCAAGUGCACUUUGUGUCUAAUAACAGUAUGCGUUCGGAGGAAGAGUAUGUGAAUAAGUUCACCGAGAUCGGAAUGAAGGAUUUUGAAGCGAACGACAUCAUGCAUCCAGUAAAGUCCAUGUUGUACUAUAUGAAGAAGCAUAAUAUAAAGCAACCGGUUUACUCAUUAUGCAGUGGUCCCGGUAAUGAAACGCUACGUCGUGGAGGCGUAGAUGUGCGGACUUUGACCGUCAAGGAAGGCGUGGAUUUUUUUAAUUUGGAAAAAAUCACAGAACCGGAACAAAAAAUGGGCGCUGUUUUGUUUGAUGGUAAUUUGGAAAUGAACUAUGUGCAAGUGGCUAUGGCCGUUCGAUAUCUAGCAGACAAUGAUUGCGAUUUUCUUCUGGGUGCCACAGAGUCGGUUUUUCAGCUGAGGGAAGGUCUUAUGUUUCCAGGUUUAAACGAUUUCUACUAUGCUAUAAAGCGCUCCACUGGACGAGAGGCGACAAUAGUUGGCAAACCGGCACUUUUGCUUGGUGACAUUUUGAAGGACGUCUAUAAAUUGACCGAUCCCAAACGUUGUCUGUUUGUUGGCGAUUCUCUGUCGCACGAUGUACGCUUCGGUCUGAAUUGUGGCUUCCAAACCUUGCUCGUAUUGAGCGGCAGCACACCCAUAGAUGAAAUGUGGCAAGCAAGUGCGGAGGACCAACCACAUUUUUAUGCGGAUAGCAUGGCUGAUUUUAUAGAAUUAUAUGCUAAUAUAAGUAAAAAUGCUUAAGAAUUGAUUUUGUAUGUAUUGCGUGUAUUAUUACUGAAUACAUUUUGAAGUGUUUGUAUCUUUCAUAUAAUUUUUAAGUUAUUCUGGUACUUGAUUUAAAAAAGUGUACUGUAACUACCCGAAACUAGCUUUAUUUUAUUUAUUUAACUCGUAACAGCUUUUGCGAAAUGUAAUUUCUUUUUUUAGAGCAAUUAACUUAUACAGUAAAUAAAUAAUUAAAUUACA